Messenger RNA from Danaus chrysippus (African queen), 1737 nucleotides. The record is from the annotation of a GenBank genome assembly. Lineage: Eukaryota; Metazoa; Arthropoda; Insecta; Lepidoptera; Nymphalidae.
AUGGAUUCAGUACUCACGUAUUCGUAUUUGAAGUUGAGGAAAAACUUUGGGAAACAGCCAUUAUUUUGUGAAACUCCUGCCGCAUUAUUGGAUUCUAUAGAUCCUGAUAUAAGUCUACAAAGACAAUAUUGCUUAAGAAAUCCAGUUCAUAAUCAAACACAAACAUCUAUAACUUUAUCAAAGCAAUACGUAAACACUAUACGUGUUACUCUACAAGACCGUGGAGUUAACCAUGCAGAAGGCGGUUGGCCAAAAGAUGUUAAUGUUAAUGACGAGGAAGCGACAGCCCGAUAUCGUAGACGUUUUGAACGAGAUGAUGCGUAUGUGGAUGCUGUACUUUCUGCAAACCCUCAUUUCGAACACUUAAUAAAUCAAAAUAACGCUAUUGAGAUGUACAAUAUGUAUUUCAAGGAAAUGAAACCCCAGAAUCCAGUGGAAAGAUAUUCGGUGAAAGUAAAAAAUGCUUAUAGAGAUUUAUUUCAGCGUCCGGUUGCUUCACUUGCUUGGACCUUCGAACCUAAUUCUAAACUUGUCGUCUCCCAUUGUUAUAAAAAAAUGAUUCUAGGUAAACAACUUAAUAAAAGACUAGAAGGCAAUAUUUGGGACUUAGAAAAUGCGAAUGAACCGUUGGAACAAUUCUUGCCACCAACAGCAUGUUGGCAAAUAGUUUGUUCACCUUCUCAUCCUAAAGUAAUGAUGGGCGGCCUGGAAGAUGGCAGAGUAUGUAUUUUUGAUUUGCGUGAAAAAAUAGAACCAGUUGGGUUCAGCAUGAUGCAUUUAGCCCAUAGGGAUCCCGUUAGUGCCCUCUUAUUCUUACAUAGCAGACUUAAUACUGAAUUCUUUAGUGGUUCUAGUGAUGGAAAAUGUAUGUGGUGGGAUGUAAGAAAUAUAUCUGAGCCUAUAGAUUCACUCAUUAUGUCGAUAAACGCUACUUCUCAAGAAUUUGUAUCUAUGGCCGAUGCAGAAGGUAUAAGUUGUUUGCAAUAUGAUAAAACUUUCCCAACAAAAUUUUUAUGUGGUACUGAGACAGGUUUAGUUAUUAAUGUAAAUCGGAAAGGCAAAACUCAUCAAGAAAUUAUGAGUGCCACUUUCAAUGCUCAUUAUGGUCCAGUGAAAGCCCUUUAUCGUAGUCCUUGCACCACAAAAGUUUUCAUUACAUGUGGAGACUGGACCGUCAAUAUUUGGAGUGAUGAUAUUCAUUGUUCCCCUAUAAUAUGUGGUAAACCACAUAAAAUGCAAAUAUCCGAUGUUUGUUGGUCUCCUCAAAAAAUGUCAGGAUACAUGUCUAUAAGUUAUGAUGGAAAAUUUAGGUACUGGGAUCUAUUAAGACGACACCAUGGCGCUAUUGUCACAAAACCUGUUUCAAAUUAUCCGCUUUUAAAAUUGAAACCAAACAAACAAGGUAAAUUUGUUGCCGUUGGAGAUACUAAGGGAGUUGUGAAUCUUUUAUCACUAUCCGAAAGUCUUGUUAUUUCGGAUAAUAAAGAUAAGACUUUAAUGAACCAAACAUUCGAACGCGAAGGGCGAAGGGAACAUAUACUUGAAACAAGAAUAAAAGAAAUAAGAUUAAAAUUGAGAGAAAUUGAACCAGCACCAGAUUCUGAUAUUGAUUUAAUGGAUGAAAGUGUUAUAAAAAACGCCGAAGAUGAAUUUAAGAGAGUGGUUAGUGAUGAAUUGAAAAGAUCUGGCACAACACAAAUUUCUAGCGGAAAACGUUACCCAAUGCGAAACCGUUAA